Molecule: messenger RNA, 708 nt
Organism: Peromyscus californicus insignis
Lineage: Eukaryota; Metazoa; Chordata; Mammalia; Rodentia; Cricetidae
Product: golgin subfamily A member 2-like
Exons: 4
Coding region: 16-708 (230 amino acids)
Biological process (GO): spindle assembly; Golgi organization
Cellular component (GO): cis-Golgi network; Golgi apparatus; Golgi cis cisterna
Source: RefSeq, a predicted model, not a curated record
CUUGUGCGUUGACUGAUGCAGCUGAUGGAGUUGCUGAAACAGCUCCAGAUGGAGAGGGACCAGUAUGCAGAGAACCUGAAAGGAGAGAGUGCCAUGUGGCAGCAGAGGAUACAGCAAAUGGCAGAGCAGGUGCACACACUGAAGGAAGAGAAGGAAUACAGACAGAGUCAGGUACAAGAGCUGGAGACCAGCUUGGCAGCACUCAGGAGUCAGAUGGAGGAGCCACCACCCCCAAAGCCUGAGGCGGGGCCUUCUGAGGUCGAAGAGCAGCUGCAGGGAGAGGUUGAGCAGCUGCAGAAGGACCUGGAGAAUCUGAUGGGACAGCUGAAGGCCCAGGUGCAGGACAAUGAGAGCCUGAGCCUCCUGAACUGGGAGCAGGAGGAGCGGCUGCUGGAGCUGGAGCGGGCGGCCGAGCGCUGGAGUGAGCAGGCAGAGGAGCGCAAGCAGAUCCUGGAGAGCAUGCAGAGUGACCGCACGACCAUCAGCAGAGCACUGUCGCAGAACCGAGAGCUAAAGGAGCAGUUGGCUGAGCUGCAGAACGGCUUUGUCAGGCUGGUGCGGAGCCUGCAGGCCCUCUUUACUCACAGGGAACACAGCCCUUCUGACCAACAAGAACAUGAAGAUUACCAGUGCCCUGUAGUUAGGGCAGCAUGUCAAAAAGGAGCUGACAAGAGGCUGGGGGAGCUGCAGGAGAUGGUGAACCCAUAG